Molecule: messenger RNA, 1025 nt
Organism: Cynara cardunculus var. scolymus (artichoke)
Lineage: Eukaryota; Viridiplantae; Streptophyta; Magnoliopsida; Asterales; Asteraceae
Product: nucleoside diphosphate kinase 2, chloroplastic
Exons: 7
Coding region: 66-785 (239 amino acids)
Biological process (GO): GTP biosynthetic process; CTP biosynthetic process; UTP biosynthetic process
Molecular function (GO): nucleoside diphosphate kinase activity
Source: RefSeq, a predicted model, not a curated record
AUACAACAGAUGAAGUAUUUCACUGUCAACUGAAGUAGAAGGGGGGAAGAAAGGAAGAUAGAGAAAUGGAGAGCGUGAUGGCAUUAGGAAGGUCCCCAUGUGUCUCCCCAUCGCUAUCUUCAAUCCGAUUAUCAUCUUCAAUCGGUACCAGUAUCAGCUUAUCCUUACCCGCAACCGCCGCGUCCGCCACCAGUCUCCGCCAUUUAGCCGCAUUUCAAUCGCCGUCUCAUCUCUUUUCGAAUUCACUGUCAUCUCGUAUUCAUGCAACCGAGAAGAAGAAGAAAAACCCUCAGAAAACUCACAUCUUUCUUCCUCACUUGGUGGCUUCCAUGGAAGUGGAGGAAUCCUACAUUAUGAUUAAGCCUGAUGGUGUUCAACGAGGGCUUGUAGGAGAGAUAAUUUCUAGGUUUGAGAAGAAGGGAUUCAAAUUGAAAGGUUUGAAGCUUUUCGAGUGCCCCAAAGAAUUGGCAGAGGAGCACUAUAAGGAUCUGAGCUCCAAACCUUUCUUCCCCAAACUGAUUAGCUACAUUACAUCUGGUCCUGUUGUUUGUAUGGCGUGGGAGGGAGUCGGUGUCGUUGCUUCGGCACGUAAGUUAAUCGGAGCAACAAAUCCACUUCAAGCUGAACCUGGCACGAUUAGAGGGGAUCUUGCUGUUCAAACCGGAAGGAAUGUGGUUCACGGGAGCGACAGCCCUGAAAACGGGAAACGUGAAAUAGCUCUAUGGUUCAAAGAAGGUGAAUUAACUGAAUGGACUCCGGUUCAAGCUCCAUGGCUGAUAGAGUGAUGCAUCAUUGAGAAGUAAUUUAUUGAUGAAGCCAUUCAGUUAUAAAGUUCUCUUGCGGCUUAUUAUUGUAUGAGAUGGGGAUUGUGACGGUUAAUUUCAACAGUUUUUUAGCGGUGCAAUUACGUUCAUUAAAGUUAAACCAAACAAACCCGGUGAAUCCCCACAUAAAUGGAGUUCAGGGUUAUGUUAUGUUUGUCCGAAACUGGUUACUAAAUGGCAAGACAAUAGGAAUUUUUUUAA